This is a messenger RNA of Lathyrus oleraceus (garden pea), 609 nucleotides long. RefSeq lists its product as uncharacterized. The transcript has 4 exons. The record is from RefSeq and is a predicted model, not a curated record. Lineage: Eukaryota; Viridiplantae; Streptophyta; Magnoliopsida; Fabales; Fabaceae. Bases 1 to 609 code for a protein of 202 amino acids.
AUGAACCUUGAGAAACAUGAAAAGAAGGAAAAUAAGGAGAAAACAAAGGACACCGAAAAGAAGUCUAUCACUUUAAAGGCUUCAAGUUCUAAGUCAUCCACCAAUGAUACGCGUGAGAGCGAAUCAAGUGAUAAUGAUACAGAUUCGGAUGAAGACAUGGGGUUGUUUGUAAGGAGAAGACAAUCAAAAUUCUCAAAUCAAGAAGAAAGGAAGGCAACUAAGUCAAGAGGCUUAUGUUACAAUUGCGGAAAGGCCGAUCACUAUAAGCCGGAUUAUCCAUUGUUGAAGAAAGACAAAGGAAAAGACAAACAUCACAAGAAGUCUAGCAAAGAUAGAAGAGCAUACAUUGCAUGGGAGAGCGAUAUUGAGCCCUUAAGCAAUGGUAACUCAAGUGAUGAAGAAGAAAAGUUGCAAAAAGCCUUUAGUACUCUACACAAUGAGGCCAAGGAAGCUUUUAAACGCUUAGCCUCAAAUAAGAAGAUUUUCUGGUAUUUAGAAAAGAAGAUUUCUGAUUCUAAAAAGGAAUUAGAAACUCUUAAGAAAUCUAUGAUAGAGGCUACUAAAGGAAAAACUGAAGAUGAUAUGGGAUUUUGGUUUAGAUGGGCUUGA